AUGGCCGGUCCGAGUCGCAAGAUUAGAGACAUCGGGCUGACCGAAAUCUACAGCUCGCCAGAGAAGCCGGCCCAAGUCGACAUUGUCUUUGUCCACGGACUCAACGGUCAUCCUAAGGACACAUGGACCAGCAAGAACGGUGUCUUUUGGCCGGCCGAUCUCCUUCCACCUUUCCUGGAGGGUCUCCGGGUGCGCAUACUCACAUACGGCUAUAAUGCCGAUGUGACUUCCUUUAUGAAUGGCACAUCUAAGGACCGGAUUCAUCAUCAUGCAGAGACUCUGGCUGCAGAUCUGACUGCUAACCGAAAUCUGCGAAAUGCCCUAGAACGACCUUUGAUUUUCGUCUGCCACUCCCUAGGCGGCAUCAUCGUAAAACGAUGCAUCGUCUCCUGCCACAAUGUGGAGGACGAGAAGCGAAAACAUCUCCGGUCGAUCUGGGUAUCAACUUUCGGUAUUCUCUUUAUGGGGACCCCGCACGCUGGCUCCGAAGCGGCAAAAUGGGGGUUGUUGCUGCAGAAGAUCUGCAGCGCUGUGUUCCCGAAGAAAUUCAUCGAUACCUCUCCGCAGCUGAUUGAGGCCCUGAAAACUGACAGCGAGACGCUUCAGAAUGUCAGCCGGCUAUUUAACGAUAACAUCAGCAGGUUUCAUGUUUUCUUCUUCCAUGAGACCAAGCCGGUUGACUUGAAAGGCACCCGUGAAUUCAUAGUUGACGAGAAAUCUGCCGCCCCGGACCUAGAAGGGGUAGAGCGCAUGGGAAUCGAAGGUGACCACAGUACCAUGUGUAAGUUCGAGGAUGAGAGUGCCCAGGGUUUCGAGGCAGUGGCAGAGGCCAUUGUGCGAUAUUCGCGGGAGGCGCCAGCCCUCAUCGCCGGCAGGUGGAAAGAAGAGAAGAAGCGCCGUGAACUCCAGAGUCGGCAGAAGGCUCAGGAAAUUGUUGGCUCGACGAUUGAUGAUGCAUCGACAAUAGAAGACACCGAACCGGAGGAUAAUGUGGACAGGCUGGGUAGGGCACAGCAUCUCCUUACUGAGUCUGAAAGUUCAAUCACUUUGAGUGCAUACGAAGUCGAGGAAGCCGAUUCGGAAAACAAAAUUCCUCGAAUGGUCCAAACUGUAGCAUCUCUGCCCGUUCAGCCAGUGCCCUUGUUCGUCGUCCCACCUGGCUUCCAUCCCAACGCGAAUUUCUUUGGUAUGGAGAAGGAGCUCGAAGAGCUACAUGCGCGGCUUUUCAGAGAGAAGCGGGCAGAGCGUCUCGUGGCGGUACUGAUCUGUGGAGGACCCGGCUCUGGGAAGACGCACCUUGCCCGGCAAUACGUACACAAACACCGCAAGGACUAUCCCGGAGGGAUCUUUUGGGUAGAUGCGAAAUCUCGCGAGUCAUGCGAGAAGUGUUUUUGGGAUAUAGCCCAAGCAGCCGCCCUCACUGACGAAGGGUAUUUCAAGAAACUUCUCAGCUCGAUGAGUUCGCUGACGUACAUUGACGAUGUCCGAAAUUGGUUCCAGUCAAGGGAGCACUGGCUUUUGGUCUUUGAUGGACUCAGUUUCAAGGAUGACGAUGACAUCAACAGCUUCAUAAAGUUCUUGCCCUUUAGCAAGAAUAGCGGCAUCAUAUACACCUCGGUGGAUCGGACUCUGAGCAAAAAGACCCGCCUCUUCGAGCCUUACUGUAUUACCGUGCGACCGCUCAAAGUCGAUGACGCCCGUCGCCUCCUCUUCAAAAGCUUGGGCAUCAAAAAGGCCACACAGGAUCAGCUGGACAAGGCGACUAGGCUCGUUAAGCAUUAUCACGGUCUGCCACUGGCGAUACACGCUAUUGGUCACCGCCUCAAGGAGACAGGAAAACCGAUUGAGAAAUAUCAUUUCAAAUCGCACUUCACGGACCAGAAGCUGGCAGAUCCCUUCCUGGGAAUCAUGUAUGAUCUGUAUGUGCGAAAGCAAUUCGAGGCUAUGAAUCUGGUUAACCUGUUGGCCUUCUUUGGCCACAAUGUGCCUGUUGGUAUGAUCAGUUUGGGAAUAAGUGCCUUGGAGGAGUUCAACGUUCAGAUUCUGUCCAGCAGCCGCCCAGGCGAACGGAAGGAUAUUGACACAACCCUGGGCGUGCUCAUCCGAUACGGGUUGAUCGAGAGGGUGUCCGAUCCAUAUCCAAGGGACCAGAAGUCGGACGACGAGAGCGCUCCAACUCCGGAGCUGUCUGAUUCGUUCGAUACCGAAAACAGCCAGGAGGCAAUCGCUUCCGUGUAUCAGAGCACCGUUGACGUGAUCAAAAUCCACAGUGUGUUUCAGGGCUUCUGUCGCGAUGAGCUCAAGGCGAAGGACGAAGAAAUUAAGAGGGAACAAGAGGCUGAGUCUUAUAGCAACGACGGCCGCGCCGAUACCGGUAAACAGGAGUCAGGACACUACGAUUCAUGGCUAGCUGUUGCGACAAAGCUCUUUUGCAAAUCGUAUGAGAAUGCAAAGACUAAAAUGGAUCGCUUACCGGGCUCGGGGUUCGUCAAAGACUAUCGUGAAUAUGAGACGCAUGCCCAACGGCUCGUCGACCUAUACCCGAAGAGACUUCAUACCCGUCCACCGCUUCUUCGAGAAGCGCGGGAAUCCCUUAAUCAAGUGAUUAAGAGUAUCAAAAAAGAGAUUGACAAGCUGUCACCCAAUGCAUCAGAGGAAUCACUUCGACACGAGAAGUCCAUCUUUGAUCGUUCGAGCAGUUCCUCGUCCGAUCCGUCAUCAUCUUUCGAGGAAGGAGGGUCGCACAGUUCAACGUGGAGUCCGGAUGAGGGCGAGUCCUCAGAGGUAGAAUCGCCGAAGGAGAUCGGCUCUCCGACGCAUCGGCACCGUGUCCGUCUUCAGUUGUUCCCCCCGCGCAUUUACCGAGAGCGAGACGAUGAGAGGGACGACGGAUACAUAACCGAUGGGGAAAGUAGCAAGGCUGCCAGUCGUCGACUGUCACUGUCUUCAACCCAGAGUACAGAGAGACCCAGGUCGUCUAGGCAAAGCGGCGGCCACACGAGCGACGAUUCGGGCUGGCAGCUUGUCAUCAGGACAAGGAAAUCAAAAGACUCCCCCUCUGGGGAGAAACAGAACAAGCGUAGAACGAUUCGCAACCUGGGCGAGUUCCGACCGGCUCCUGCGCUGGUGAAGUUGUCGUCUGUUCAGGGUAAGGGCACCUCGAGCCGUGCUUCUUCUGACGGAUCUGCCAAAAGCUCGACGACGCAGGGCCCGGAUGCGAUAUCACUGUUGACGGCAGUCCAUAAUUCGCAACCACCUUUGUCCUCUAAGUCUUCCGAGCGCCAGAAGGAGAAUCAGCGGACAUGGGCCAGUGUGGCAGCGGUUCCACCUGCGACUGGAGCCACUUCAUCAAAGAAAGGGUCGGUUUCUGGAGGCUCGGUGAACAGACUGGGGAUUUCAACGAAGAGCUCACGGGAGUCGCUGAGUAGUCGUUCCAGUAAUAUCCAGCCGUCGCCGCUAUCCACUGAGUUCAAGCCGAACCAGCUCACUCGCAGCGAGCCAGGUCUGGUUCCAGGACACCCUGCUAGGGCAAGGGACGUCAGUUCAGCGCCAGGGUCGUGGCACCAUUCACGGCGUCCUUCAUCCCUCGUCCUACCGGAUCCUGGUCGGGGUCGGAGACUAUCAGCUAACGCGCCCCUUGCUGAACUGGGCAUCGAUGAUCUCACCUUCCAAGGAAAAAUUAUGGUGACAUCUGAGCGUCGAAUGAGGUCGCCAGCUCGGACGACGCGUACGACGCCGAGCUCGGUUGCGCAUCCGUCUGCGUUCAUGCCUGGAGCCUCACCACCAGCGUUGCCAGCGGGGUACAUGUCUGAGCCACUUUCAGCGCCCAUGUCUCGAGAUCCGUCGUGGCAGUCGCGCGACUCGUGGCAGACGGAGCCAAUAUUUUCACCGACUAUGCUGCAGCGUCCGGGGACUGGGUACGGGUAUCAGCAUGCUGCCACCCCGCACGCGGCUCAUUUCGAUCCUUCUUCUGCGACGACUGGGUGGACCAGAUUCGACUAUGGCGGCGAGCCCGAGCUGAUGCGUUUUGGAGAGCAUGAGGUCGACAUUAGGGGCGCGCGUCAACGGGUGCUGGACUGGGAAAGGCAUCAAGCGCCACCAUUGUCGUCGAGACCUAUCCUUCCUCACAUGGAAUACGCAACAGGACCUGACGUGGGCUCCAUGAUGAUGGGACCGAGCCAGGGACAAGCGUAUUUCGCACCGCAGGAGAAUUACAAUGGUCGUCUGCGGAGAGGGAUAUCUCCUUCGCGCCCUGACUACCGAGGACUUGGUCUGCAGUUUGCUCCUGAGCGUGAGCGUGAGCGUGAGCGUUAG
Molecule: messenger RNA, 4314 nt
Organism: Rasamsonia emersonii CBS 393.64
Lineage: Eukaryota; Fungi; Ascomycota; Eurotiomycetes; Eurotiales; Trichocomaceae
Product: Catalytic protein
Exons: 5
Coding region: 1-4314 (1437 amino acids)
Molecular function (GO): ADP binding
Source: RefSeq, a predicted model, not a curated record